Messenger RNA from Parasteatoda tepidariorum (common house spider), 970 nucleotides. It is a transcript of the gene Pdrg1, whose product is annotated as Pdrg1 prefoldin-like subunit. NCBI's taxonomy places the organism in Eukaryota, Metazoa, Arthropoda, Arachnida, Araneae, Theridiidae. The record is from RefSeq and is a predicted model, not a curated record.
AAAAGUAAACAACGAAGAACGAAGUAUUUUUUUUUGUAAAGAUUUUUCAUGUGUAAUACAUUUUUAAAAUUUCAUUACAAUUGAACAAAAAUAUGUACUUAGAUGUGGAUAGUUUCACGCCUGACUUAGUUGACUGAAUUAAAAGCUUCUUAAAUUUGCUUUAAUUUGAAACACUGUGCAUUGAAAAUUUAUCUCUUGUCAAAUACUGAAUUCGGUACUUUUACUUUUCUUUUUAUAAGAAAUGUUAAUCCAAACACUAGAAUGGCUCAAAAUACAGCACAGUGUUUAGAUUAUUUGUCUAAACUCGAAGAAACUGCACAAGACAUACUAAUAGACAAAGAACAAAUUGUAAAUCUUAACAGGCGGAGCAAUACUCUAAGAGAAGCAAAGAGAGCUCUGCAAGCUGAACUGAAAAAAGAAAAACCUACAUCAAAAACAUGGCUGUGUUUUGGAAAUAUGUUUAUAAAAUGUCCUACUCCAAAAGCUCUAACAAUUGUAGAAAAAGAUGAAACUGUGAUCAAUGAAGAAAUUAACAAAAUUCGAGACAAUCUAAAACCUAAAGUUGAAAAUAUGAGAAACCUAGAAGGAAAGCCUCCAUCAAAGUUUAAUUUGAAGCCUCUAAACAAAGAUGAAGUGACAGCAAUGCAAAGCCUUUUACCAACAGUUUAUUAAAAUAUACAACUUUUUUUUUUAUAAGUCAUUUUAGUUAGAAAAAUAUAAAAGAAUUGUAACAGCAAAAGAACUGUAACUUUGAAGUCAUAUAAAUUUAAAACAUUAACAUAAAAAAUGAUUGAAUUCAAUGUGACUUGAUUAAUAUCAUGAUAUCAUUCCAAUAACUUUCUUGCUUAUUUAUCCUGUAAUAAAUUUUGUUCAUUUAUAUACUGUAAACCUGCAAAAUAAUGGAUAUUAUAAAUAUGAACAAAAGUAACAAUACUUUUUAUUGUAAUUUCAUAAAAUAAACUUUUUAAUU